CUCCUCUGGACUUUGUGCCUGCAGCGGUGUGCUGACGGUCUGUGCUCGGUCAGAAGACUGAGCUGCAGUGGUCAGUCAUGGCGAAGGCAUCGGGGCAGCACCUGGUCUUGGAGAACUUCAUCGGAGGGAAGUUUGUAUCCUGUCGGCGCCACAUCGACUCCUUCGACCCGUCCACCGGGGAGGUGUACUGCAAAGUCCCGGACAGCGGCAAGGAGGAGGUGGAGGCAGCGGUGGCAGCAGCUAAAGAUGCUUUCCCUGACUGGUCCUCCCGCAGCGUGGAGCAGCGAGUGCAGGUCCUCAACAAGCUGGCCGACCUGAUCGAUUCCCAUCUGGAGGAGUUCGCCCAAGCUGAGUCCAGAGACCAAGGUAAAACUGUAACAUUUGCUCGGAAUGUGGACAUUCCCCGAUCAGCGCACAACUUCCGCUUCUUUGCGUCAUCGGUGCAGCACCACACCACUGACUGCAGCCAGAUGGACCACAUGGGCUGCCUCAACUACACCAUCCGCUGUCCAGUGGGAGUUGCGGGUCUGAUCAGCCCCUGGAACCUCCCCUUGUACCUGCUGACGUGGAAGAUUGCCCCGGCUAUCGCCAUGGGAAACACGGUGGUGGCCAAACCCAGUGAGAUGACCUCUGUCACGGCCUGGAUGCUGUGCAAGUUGAUGCAGGAGGCUGGUGUUCCUCGAGGAGUCGUCAACAUGGUGUUUGGCACUGGUCCGAGAGCGGGCGACGCCCUCGUGGGCCAUCCUGACGUCCCAUUGGUCUCCUUCACUGGCUCCACAGCAACCGCCCAGCACAUUACAGAGCGCAGCGCCCCCUACUGUAAGAAGCUCUCACUGGAGCUGGGGGGUAAGAACCCUGCCAUCAUUUUUGCCGACGCAGACCUGGACAAGUGUAUCGAGACCACGGUUCGCUCCAGCUUCUCCAACCAGGGAGAAAUCUGUCUGUGCACCAGCAGGAUCUACGUAGAGAGGAGCAUCUACUCUGAGUUCCUGGAAAGAUUUGUGGCUGCAGCCAAGAAGUGGAAGACCGGCGUGCCCUCUGACCCCAGCAGCCACAACGGGGCUCUCAUCAGCAAAGAGCACCUGGAGAAGGUGCGCGGCUUUGUAGCGCUCGCCAAAUGCGAAGGUGGCGUCGUCCACUGUGGCGAGGGAGUCGACCAGCUGGACCUGCCCGAGAAAAACAAAUCCGGCUACUUCAUGCCGGCCACCGUCAUCUCAGGCAUAUCUGAGAGCUCUCGUGUCAUGCAGGAGGAGAUCUUUGGCCCCGUCACCUGCGUCAGCCCCUUCGACACCGAGGACGAAGCUGUCUCCAAGGGCAACGGCGUGCGUUACGGCCUGGCCGCCACCGUGUGGUCCCAAGACGUGGGGAGGGUUCACCGGAUGGCCAAGCGGAUACAGGCGGGUUUAGUGUGGGCCAACUGCUGGCUGGUGAGAGAUCUGAACCUGCCCUUCGGCGGGAUGAAGAACUCUGGUGUGGGGAGGGAGGGAGGGAAGGAUUCCUACCACUUCUUCACGGAUGUGAAGACCGUCACGAUCAAACACUAAUCGAUCAAAUGAGAGAUUUUAAAGAAAAUGCAAAGACGAGUAAAGUGUCAAAGAAAUGUUUUUCAAAGAGGAAAUGUAAGAUGUAAAACAUUAUAACUAUUAAAACAGUAUAAACCAUAGACUGUAUAUAAAAAGUAGCAGAUACUGCAGCCAGCCACCAGAGGGCAGUGAAGAUCCUUUGGCUUUACUUUUGCGGGAGCCAUCAUUUCGCCCAUCUUUACUUACCAGCUACGUCUUGACCCUUGAACAACUGGACUUCAAUGUAAAUCAUGCAAUGAUGCAUAUCAGCAUGGACCGAGGUGCUGACCAACAAGUUGACGGAUGAUGUUGUGGUUUAAUAAAAAUCUUCUACAAUA
Messenger RNA from Limanda limanda (common dab), 1900 nucleotides. RefSeq names its product aldehyde dehydrogenase 8 family, member A1 (gene aldh8a1). NCBI's taxonomy places the organism in Eukaryota, Metazoa, Chordata, Actinopteri, Pleuronectiformes, Pleuronectidae. The transcript has 7 exons. Gene Ontology annotation, molecular function: retinal dehydrogenase (NAD+) activity. Gene Ontology annotation, biological process: retinoic acid metabolic process. Bases 78 to 1544 code for a protein of 488 amino acids. The record is from RefSeq and is a predicted model, not a curated record.